CUCUCCGGCGAGAAGACGAGCGGCGACCCGAGACCUCCGACAGGGCUUCGACCUUCGCGAGCCCCAACCAUUUCCGGCGAACAGAAUAGCAGCCGAGGGCUGACCUUUCACGGCAAAAUCAGAUCGACACCUCUCAAUUUCACUCCGCUCUCAAAAUACGCUCUCUCCACAACCGGCUUGCAGAUACCACAAGGCGACCCGCCUCAACUUCCUCUCGCCGGCGUACCCGAGAGUCACCACCGUGAAUUUCCAUCGCCAUCGUUUCACCCCCAGCCCAACGACAAUCUCCCGGAGUUCAAAGCUCGGACCGGCGAACGUUCGCACGCUCGACCAUCGUCCGACGGGCCUCGACCUCUGGCAUGUCGGGCCUCAAUUUCCGUCUGGCCACGGCUGCCCCCGAGCACGGUCAUUGUUCGACGAAUUCGAGCUCUCGACGGCAGCCCUGUUCAGCCCGUCCUUCGGCAACUCGGGAACCUUCGAUUUCCAGCCGUCGUUCACAGCAGCACCCCGUCGAGGAGCUUCAGCUGCGUAUCCUCGAGUAGCAGACCCUCGAGCAACAGCCGCGGGUUGAGACGAGCCCCUGUUCGUGCUCGUUUAGCCACCUCGAACCAUAAACGGUAA
Molecule: messenger RNA, 621 nt
Organism: Striga asiatica
Lineage: Eukaryota; Viridiplantae; Streptophyta; Magnoliopsida; Lamiales; Orobanchaceae
Source: the annotation of a GenBank genome assembly